CAUCAAACAAAAAGUCCAAAACCCUCUUUCAUUAGUCUUCUUUGUAUGUCCUUUCUUCCCUACUUCCUUUUUCUCAACUAUGGAGAUUCCCCCUAACUUAGAAGAUGGAGAAUAUUGGUUGCCUUCUGAUCUCCUCCAAGAAAUACUUUACCCCUCUAUGCAUGUUGUUGUUGAGCCUGAAAGUCUUCCAACUAGAUCUUCGCCUAAAAUUGACACCAGCAUUGAGGAUUUGGCAAACAAGCUACAAAAUCAUAUCGGUUCUUUUGCUGCAAAGCCAGACUGGAAUGGUUUCUCUUGGUAUGGUGAAUUUGAUACUCCAGAAGGACCAGAACUCACUCACCCACAGAACCUAAUCCCACCAACCCAAAAUCAGGAUUUUGAGAGAACUGUAGGAGCUAUGGUUUUUCUAGAAAAACCAGAAGGGACUGGAGUUUUUCUCCCUCGCGCUACAUGUUCAAGCUCUAUCAAGGAAUUUGAAAAUCAAACUGGAAGGACUAGUAUUUUUCUUUCCAACAAGAAGAACAAGAUAUAUUCAAAGAAUGCUGAAGCCAAAAAGAAGACAUGCGUCAAGGAAAAGGGAGUGGAAAGGAAAGCAAAGGAGUCUCCUCAUCAACCUUUCUUAAGUUUGUCAAAGGAGUGGACAUACUAAAAAAUAGGCUCUAGAGAGAAGAAGAGGAGAGUAGAGAGAGAAAAAAAAAAACUUUUGUUUGUUGUGUUAUGUUAAACUAAAAUAAAAUCUUGAUUUAGUCAAGAAUGAAAUGAAAAUAUGAUGGCAAUAAAUCUAGUUUAGUAUU
Messenger RNA from Rubroshorea leprosula, 794 nucleotides. The record is from the annotation of a GenBank genome assembly. Lineage: Eukaryota; Viridiplantae; Streptophyta; Magnoliopsida; Malvales; Dipterocarpaceae.